AUGUCCGACUCAGGCGCCCAGGACCCCGCUGCCGAUCAUCAAUACCUGCCCGCUGCCAUAAAGGUGGAGAGGGAGGCAGAGGUGUGGAGGGAUGUGCUGGACUUCAAGGUGCACCAGCAGCUGGCCGCCGGCGACCAGGACGCCGGCAGCGGAGGCAAGCGCUCCAGCAGCUGGGAGAUUGUCGACUGCUCGCACGCGUCGGAGUGUGGCAGCCCCGCCAGGACCCUCCCAGGCAGCGAAUUUGGGGUGCUCGAGCACGCUGGGGGGCAGGCAGAUGUGGCACCGGACUUUCAUGAGGCACAUGCCAGGGCGCUGGUUGAACUAGAGGCGCUGGAAGCGGCAGGGGAGGAGGGCUUGGCUCUUGGCAGCGCCCCGCGUGGCUCCACACCACUCCCUGUAUCAACAGACGAUGGCCAGCUCAAGGCUCCCCAACCAGCGCAAGUACUGAGUGUGUCCAGUGACAGCAGCUGUGACACUCCCCUUGCCUCUGGCCACCUUGGCAAACACCCUGUUGAGUGCCUGAAAGCCAAGGAAGUUUUGGAAGUGCAGUCACUCACAGAUGAGUCGAACCCCGCCAUCGAGGUUGGGGUUGAUGGGGAUGGAUACAGUUCUGCUGAAGAAGUACAGGGCUUGGGGACUCGCCACACGAAGUCAGAGCCAGACAGCCAUGAGGCGAUGGUGGACCUGCAGGAGAUGUCACAGGAGGGGUCGCUGGAUGGCAGCUAUUGGCCAGAGUGCGUGGGAGUCCAGGCUACUGAAGAGCUUGAGGUGGCAGUGGGGAAGUCCAUGCGGGGCGUGGACAGCUUUGUGGACGUCGGGGCUGCGGAGGGUGCCUUCAGCGAGAUGUCUUUUGAGAGCCCAAAGGGUGCGCAGAGUGGUGGCGAGCAGACUUUGGUGCCUGAUGAGUCCCUGGGGAUGGAGGAAGUGGGGUCGCACGCGAAGGCGGGGCCCCAAGAGGAAGGCAAGGUUGCACCCCAGGUGGAUGCGAAGUCUCUGAAGGGUGCGGCAGAGGUGGCUGGGGGGCUGUUCUGGCUGUCCCCAAAGAUGCACCGGAUAGUGCAGCGCUGCACUGCAUUGGCGAUGGGCCUCCUGCCGAAUGGGACAGGACCCCAGCUGCUGAGCAUGGUCGAGCUCACUGUGAGCCGUGUGGACUGGAAGGGGGUGGCCUACGGCGCCAGCUUGGCGAUGCUGUCGGCUGUGAUCGUGGGCCUGUUGGUUCAAAACAGGAGGCUCAACAAUGAAGUCAGGAAGAAGCAAGAGGAAGUGACGCGCCUCAUGAAGGCUGUCAUGAACUUCCAGGAGCUGUGGUCAAGCCAUCGCUCAGGAAAGAUGCCAAUCCUCCGUCACACCAAUUUCACCAAUUUCCCACCAAGUCACCACCCAUUCUGA
This is a messenger RNA of Ostreobium quekettii, 1389 nucleotides long. The record is from the annotation of a GenBank genome assembly. Lineage: Eukaryota; Viridiplantae; Chlorophyta; Ulvophyceae; Bryopsidales; Ostreobiaceae.